Molecule: messenger RNA, 1624 nt
Organism: Pogona vitticeps (central bearded dragon)
Lineage: Eukaryota; Metazoa; Chordata; Lepidosauria; Squamata; Agamidae
Source: RefSeq, a predicted model, not a curated record
CGUCGGGCUCCCGAGCGACCUCAAGUGUACCGAAGGGUUUCCGCCUAUUUCUUUGUUUUUACCCCGCCUUUCUCCUUGAAAAGGACCCAAGGCGGGUUAAAACAAUGGAAGACGACGUUCAAAAUUGAAAGCAACGAGCCUACAGCGGUGGUUCACCUCAUUAGAAGACCAUAUUUAUAUAAAAAGCAGGCUUUCCAGCCUGAGCCGGGGAUGCUCUUAGUGGGAGCCCUCCUGCCCCGCGCCGCCCCGUCCCGUCCCACCGCCGCCACCUUAUGGGUCCUGCAACCGGAGGCCACGGAGAGGCGCCAAGGGGCCGCCCCGAGGGGGGGGGCGCCUUCUUCGGGAGGUCGGAAGAUACAGGGGCGGUUGCGGAGGACCCCGGACGCCCCCGGAAGCCUCUCUUCCUUAACUCCUUCCCUCCCUCCCUCGCUCGCAGCGCGCCCCCCACCCCUCCCCACCCCGCGCUCGCCCCCCAACCGCCGCCUUCGGUUGCGCGGAGGUUCCGCUGCGCUGCCAGGAUCGCUCCUAACCCCUGCGCCCUGGCAACGGAGUCCCGUCCGCCUGCCCGCCGGCCAUGGCAGACGUGGGCGGUUCUGGUGGCAAGAGGGAGUCGGGCGGGAGCACAUCCGAGAGGUUUGGGCAAAGGCCUUUGAUGAUGCUGAGGAGAAUGGCAGGCUCAUCAUCCUGAGGUUCUUCACGGAUCACCCUGCCAGCAAGCAAUACUUCAAGACGGUCCCCACCGAGGGGGACCUGCUGGCCAACCCUCAGGUGGGCUUCCACGGCCGGAGGGUCAUGGUCGCUCUGAACCAAGUGAUUGAGAAUAUCAGCAACUGGAAGCAAGCCUGCCGGUUGCUGGAGUGCUUGGCGGACAACCACAGGAACAUCCACCACGUCCCCUCAGCCAUGUUCCAGUUUCUGUUCCAGGCCAUCAUCUGCACCUUCCAGGACCUUCUGGGGAAAGAGUUUACUGAAGACAUCCAGGUCUCCUGGGAGAAGCUCUUUGAGGCCCUCCGCAGAGAAAUUGAGGCCGCUUACGCCCGUCUUGAUGAACAGCCUUGAUGAAGCAUCGGGGGGGGGCGACCGGGCGGUUCCUCUCCACCCUUCCCUCCCACUCAUCUAUAUUUGUGCUGAUGGGUCUGACAGAAUAAAGAGGGCCCUUGUGGGGGGAACCUUGCUUGGCCUUGGGCACUCAUUGCUGCUACCCUUGGGGACAUGGAUCGGAGCAGAGAUGCCCUCCGCCCUUCCACUCCAGAUCACAGCUCAUUCUCCUGAGGGCCAAAGCAGGUCUGAAACCAGCUGGAGGGAGGGGUGGAGGGAGGUCACCCCCCUCAAAAAAAAGUGGAUCUCUGAAGGAGGAGGACUGGCGGGGGGGGGAAGGCUGAUGGGAAGAGGCUUUGAGGGAGGGGAGGCACAGGCAAAAGUCCUUCUGGCAGAGGGAGCGCCCAGGCCAGGCCCCAAAGGGGUGCUUUAGCCUUUCCUUUGCCCCUUUGGCUUCUCCCCACAUCCUGCGACAGAGCAGCCCUGUGACCUCUUUGGAAACGGCCCGGAGGGAGAAGCCCCGCAGAUUUCUCUCCAGGUUGCUGCCCUCCUCCUCCCUCCUCUGUGUGUGGCGGCUCUGUUCUCU